GGCGCGGGUUGGCGGCGGCGGCGGGGGCGCGGCCGGCGGGUGCGCCAUGGUGCGGCCGUGAGCGGAGCAUGGGGCGGCGGCUCCUCCGGGCACUCUUCUGCCUUCUCCUCCUGGCCGGCCGAGGGCUACUGUGGGACGGCGGCGCCUCCGCUACCGCCGCGCACGGCUGCCUGUUUGACCGGAGGCUGUGCUCCCCCCAGGAGGUGUGCGUGCAGGAUGGGCUGUUUGGGCAGUGCCAGGUGGGCUCUGUGCAGGACAGACCCUACUUUCAAGUCACCUCUCCUGUGCUCCAGCGCCUUCAGGAUGUCUUGCGGCAUCUCAUGGCACAAGGGCUCUCCUGGCAGGAUGGCAUCACCCAGUACGUGAUCUCGCAGGAGAUGGAGCGCAUUCCCCGCAUCCGCCUGCCGCCCUCACUGGAGCCAGCGGCCAGGGACAGGUUCCUGCCCCUCCGUGGCUCCCCCCGGCGAGCUCAGCUCCCCGCGGACCCGGGCCUGCCCACAGCUCAGCAUCUGGGGCAGCCCCCGCCGCUGCUGCCAUCCCCUCUGCUGCAGCGCUACCUGGAGCACCUCCUGCUGCCCUCCCUGCCCCAGCUGGGAUAUGAGGAGGCUCUGCUCAACCCCUACUCCUACCAUAAGUUCAGCUACCAGGACAGCGCUCACCAGCUCCCUGGCGGCUCGGCCAGGCAGAGCCCCGAGACCUCCUCGCUGCUGGGCCGGGUCCCUGCCCAGGCUCUUUUUGGGGCCGGCCCUGUGCCAUCCUAUGGUGGGCAGCCAGGAAUGGACGGGGGGCAUCUCUUCCAGGACUUGGGUAUGCUUUCCCUGCCCAGAGAGAAAGCGGGCCGCCCCGACCCUCCCAGCGCCAGGUUCCAGCACAGCUUACGGCUCCCCAGUGACUACAGGGACAUGGAAGAGAAGGAGCAGCCAGCGCCCCUGGCUUCCCAGCCACCCCCUGCACAGACAGAUGCUGCCCUGAAGAGACUGGCCUCUCUCCUGGCCAGCUAUGGCCUGGGGCUGCCGGAGCUGAGCCCUCAGCAGCUGAGCAGCCUCUCCACCCUCCUCCAGCUGCUCCAGAGCUCUGGUCUUGCUGGACCUGAAAUGCCCACAGUGAAACGGGUGGGUUUGCAGCAGAGUGGUGCUGGAGGAGGUGCCACAACACAGGUGAUGGAGAGGGGCAUGCAGCACGGAGAGCAGCCAGUGCCCCCUUCCUCCACAGUACCAGCCCCCAAAAUCCCAACCAGCAGCACCCCAGGGGAUGGGCUGAGGGACAGAGCAGUGUCCUCACCAGCCCCUCAGGCUGAGCCGCAGCAGGGACCCAGUGAGCAGGUGCUUAGCCCCGGGAAGCCAAUCGUGGUGGAGAAGAAGAGCUAUACACAGGCGAAGGAUGGUGGGGUGCAGCGGGGCACACGACCACCGGAUGAGUAUGGCUACAUCAUCACAGACCAGAAGCCCCUGGGGCUGGCUGCAGGUGUGCGGCUGCUGGAGCUCCUGGCCAAGCACCUCCACCUCUCCACGGCCAGCUUCAUCAACAUCAGUGUUGUGGGUCCUGCUCUCACCUUCCGCAUCCAGCAGAACCCCCAGAACCUCUCACUGUCAGAUGUGGCCACACAGGCUGAGCAAGCGAAGGCAGAGCUGGAGGCUGAGCUGGGCCUGAAGGUGGUGCAAACAGGAGUGGGAGAGCGCAACGAGGCCGCUGCCUACUCACGCCCAUCCCGCUUUGGGGAUGGCUUCCAUACGGUGCUGCUGACCUUCAUUGUGCUGGCCUGCGUGGCGGGCAUUGCCAUCGCAGCCUCUGCAGCCUUCUGCCUCCGGCGCCAUGCCAAGCAGCGGGAGAAGGACCGCCUGGCUGCCCUGGGGCCUGAGGGUGCUGCUGACACCACCCUGGAAUACCAGGAGCUGUGCCGCCAGCACAUGGCUGCCAAGUCUCUCUUUGGCCGCACUGAGGCAUCAGCAGCACCAGCAGAGACCUCGCGAGUCAGCAGCGUCUCAUCCCAGUUCAGCGAUGCCCCACAGCCCAGCCCCAGCUCCCACAGCAGCACACCCUCUUGGUGCGAGGAGCCCGUCCAGUCCAACAUGGACAUCUCCACUGGACACAUGAUCCUGGCAUACAUGGAGGACCAUCUCCGCAACCGGGACCGGCUGGCCAAGGAGUGGCAAGCUCUCUGUGCCUACCAGGCUGAGCCCAGCAUCUGCUCCAUUGCCCAGAGUGAAGCCAACCUGAAGAAGAACCGCAACCCUGACUAUGUGCCCUAUGACCAUUUGCGGAUCAAGCUGAAAGCUGAGAGCAACCCAUCCCGCAGUGACUUCAUUAAUGCCAGUCCGAUUAUUGAGCACGACCCACGGAUGCCAGCAUACAUCGCUACGCAGGGGCCACUGUCCCACACUAUCGCUGACUUCUGGCAGAUGGUGUGGGAACACGGCUGCACCGUCAUUGUCAUGCUGAGCCCGCUGGCCGAGGACAGUAUCAAGCAGUGUGACCGCUACUGGCCAGAUGAAGGCUCCUCUCUCUACCACAUCUACGAGGUGAACCUGGUGUCGGAGCACAUCUGGUGCGAGGACUUUCUGGUGCGCAGCUUCUACCUGAAGAACGUGCAGUCGCAAGAGACCCGCACCCUGACACAGUUCCACUUCCUCAGUUGGCCGGCCGAGGGCAUCCCCGCCACCACCCGGCCCCUCCUGGACUUCCGCAGGAAGGUGAACAAGUGCUACCGAGGUCGCUCCUGCCCUAUUAUUGUGCAUUGCAGUGAUGGUGCAGGCAGGACUGGGACGUACAUCCUCGUUGACAUGGUCCUAAACCGAAUGGCCAAGGGGGUGAAGGAGAUAGACAUAGCUGCUACGCUGGAGCACAUCCGAGACCAGCGACCUGGCAUGGUGCAGACCAAGGACCAGUUUGAGUUCGCACUGACGGCUGUGGCUGAGGAAGUGAAUGCCAUCCUGAAGGCACUGCCGCAGUGAGGGCAAGGAGCCCUUCCCUCUUGUCUUCCCCCUUGCCCCCCCCCCCCCAGCUUUGCGUACUCUCCUUGCCCUGCCUGUGGGGCCGCUCUCCCUGUAAAAUGCUGUCUGUGCUGCUGGCUCUGUUCUCCCCCUCAGACCCUCCCUUCCUCUCUCCCCGGGCAUGCAGGGCUCAGCCCCUCUGUGCACAGGGCACCAAAACCAACACAUCUGCUGCCACCACUAAAGGGACAGGGUUUGUUUCUCCUAGUCCCUGCACAGGAGAGGUCCAGCUGAUGGUGCUGGGAGUUGGCUGUACGCCCCU
Pezoporus flaviventris is the source of this 3252-nucleotide messenger RNA. It is a transcript of the gene PTPRN, whose product is annotated as protein tyrosine phosphatase receptor type N. Bases 69 to 2951 code for a protein of 960 amino acids. The transcript is spliced from 23 exons. Lineage: Eukaryota; Metazoa; Chordata; Aves; Psittaciformes; Psittacidae. Gene Ontology annotation, molecular function: protein tyrosine phosphatase activity. Gene Ontology annotation, biological process: protein dephosphorylation. Gene Ontology annotation, cellular component: secretory granule. The record is from RefSeq and is a predicted model, not a curated record.